AUGGCGACCAACGCGACAACUAACAGUACUCAGCGAGUCAGUCCGCAGGGUGGUAUCCUCGAAGGCGGCAACCCAACCCACUAUGACCCCAAGAACCCACUGGUCUUGUUUAUUAUCCAGAUUCGUCAGCCCCGAGUCAUCGCAGAGGUGAUCGGCGGCAUUGUUCUGGGCCCAUCGGUGAUGGGUCGCAUCCCCGGAUUUACUGAGGCGAUUUUCCCGACCACCAGUAUUCCCAGUCUCAAUGUAGUCGCCAAUUUGGGUCUGGUACUCUUCCUAUUCUUGGUCGGUCUCGAGACCGACCUCCGCUUCCUGAUCAGUAAUUGGCGGAUCGCUCUGAGUGUGUCCGCUGCGGGCAUGAUCUUGCCAUUCGGCUUGGGUUGCGCCAUCUCAUAUGGCCUCUAUCAUGAGUUUCAUGGUGACCCUGGUACGAAGCCUAUUGCCUUUGGUACCUAUCUGCUGUUUAUUGGUAUCGCCAUGGCCAUCACGGCCUUCCCCGUGCUGUGUCGUAUCCUCACCGAGCUCAAGCUACUCUCGACCCGUGUCGGUGUGAUCGUGCUGUCCGCCGGGGUGGGUAAUGAUGUGGUGGGCUGGAUCCUACUUGCAUUGUGUGUCGCUCUUGUCAACGCGGGUAGUGGUAUCACGGCGCUGUAUGUGCUGCUGGUCUGCGUCGCCUACAUGCUAUUUUUGACUUUUGCUUUCCGCCCGCUGUUCCUCCGCUUUCUUGAGAAAACAGGCAGUCUGCAAAAAGGACCCAGUCAGUCGGUGGUGGCCCUCACCCUCCUCAUUGCGCUGGCGUCGGCUUUCUUCACACAGGUUAUUGGUGUUCACGCCAUUUUCGGAGGCUUCGUGAUCGGCUUGAUUUGCCCGCACGAAGGCGGCUUUGCCAUCAAACUCACCGAGAAAAUUGAGGACUUGGUUGCUGCCAUUUUCCUGCCACUUUAUUUCACCCUGUCCGGUCUGAGUACCAACCUGGGUCUCCUGGACUCUGGAAUCGUCUGGGGUUAUGUGGUUGGUGUAAUCGCCAUCGCGUUCAUUGCGAAGGUCACCGGAGGUGCUGUUGCGUCUAGGCUCUGUGGACUCCUAUGGCGUGAAAGCUUCUCGAUCGGUGUGUUGAUGAGUUGCAAAGGCUUGGUGGAAUUAAUUGUACUGAAUAUUGGCCUCCAAGCCAAAAUUUUGAGCACGCGCACUUUUACAAUUUUCGUCGUGAUGGCCUUGGUCACCACAUUUCUGACCACUCCAUUGACAACUUUGCUGUAUCCGACGUGGUACCAAGUCAAGGUCGAGCGAUGGAGACGCGGGGAAAUCGAUUGGGAAGGAAACCCUGUCCAGCGCGACGACCGUAAUGACAGCGUUGCUCUUGCCAAGAAUCAGUUGAAGACGGUCCCAGUACGCAAGCUCCUCGUCUACCUUCGUCUAGAUGGUCUUUCGGGCGUCUGUACUGUCGCAGCCCUCCUCAGCUCAAAGCGACGGGCAUCCGUCUCGUCACGCAUUCAUCCCGCAAAGAUGCCAAAGCAGACCGAGCAGAAUGUUGAAGAUCCUAUUACCGCGGAAGAGGAGGAAGACACCCCACUCAAGGUGCACGGUGUCAGGCUGAUGGAAUUGACCGACCGUGAUUCUAGUGUCAUGAAGGUUGCUGCUGCAGGCGAACAUGCACUGUGGGAUCCGGUAGUGAACACCUUCCGAGCUUUCGGAGACUGGCAUGAUCUAUCCCUCAUGGCUGGUGUAUCCGUCGUCCCCGAAUAUUCUUAUGCAGACACUGUCAUCGGAAUGGCGCAGCAGGACACCGCAGAUAUGCUCCUCCUCCCCUGGAGCGAGACUGGAACACUAGCCGACCACCAUAGUGGGUUAGAGAUUGACGGCGCCAAUCGUUUCUCCAACGGAGCCUACACAAGCUUCAUUGCCGACAUCUUAGAGCGGGUCACAGGCCAUGUCGGCAUCCUAAUCGAAUACAGCCCAGCUUCGGCCUCAAAGCGACCCGUAAUCUCACGCACUCCCAGCGGUCUAAGCCUCCAGGGCUCCAUCUUCGCCCGCCAGCCAACCGGAAGCCGCUCCCACCACAUUGUACUUCCAUUCUUUGGCGGUGAUGACGACCGCUUUGCCCUUCGGUUGAUCCUGCAGCUCGCUAAAAACGAUCAAGUCACUGCAACUGUUAUUCAAAUUGGCGGGUCGAGCAGCGAGGGCACAAAAACAGGUGUCUCGACUACAAUCUCUGCCUCGAGCUCAAAUGCGCUCCCGUCCAGUUCUCAAUCGGACAUCGUUUUCCUCGAGACACUCCGUGAUUCAGUGCCAGAGGAACUGCAAGAGCGCGUCGUCUUCACCCAGCCAGCUGUGAAUGAGACAAUCACCGACCCUAUCCAAAUGGCUGUUGUGUCCGUCCGUGAAGAUCUUAACCACACGUUCAACAAGGCGAAUAACAUUGUCAUCAUUGGUCGUCGUAGUAUCUCUUCCGAGAUCGAGCUGGGUCUUGCGGAGGAUGGGAUUGGCCAUGAUACCCGCCGGGCUUUAGGAGCUGUCGGUACGGCGAUGGUACAGCCCGAAAGUAAGAUUUACGGCAGUGUGUUGGUGCUGCAGGCUGGUACCGACACGGGGUUGGCCGAUUACUAUCGCUGA
Molecule: messenger RNA, 2610 nt
Organism: Penicillium coprophilum
Lineage: Eukaryota; Fungi; Ascomycota; Eurotiomycetes; Eurotiales; Aspergillaceae
Product: Kha1p
Exons: 3
Coding region: 1-2610 (869 amino acids)
Biological process (GO): proton transmembrane transport
Cellular component (GO): membrane
Molecular function (GO): antiporter activity
Source: RefSeq, a predicted model, not a curated record